Molecule: messenger RNA, 1924 nt
Organism: Diospyros lotus (date-plum)
Lineage: Eukaryota; Viridiplantae; Streptophyta; Magnoliopsida; Ericales; Ebenaceae
Product: protein WVD2-like 7
Exons: 8
Coding region: 296-1780 (494 amino acids)
Source: RefSeq, a predicted model, not a curated record
UUAGAACGUUAGGGAGGUUGCUUAAUUUGAACAUGUGGGGCCAAGAGACAAAGCUGAAAAAGACGGAAGCUCUUCCAACAUAUGGACCACUGCCAACAAAUAAAAAAAUUGGGUCUUCUUCACUCUUUCUUUCUUCUCCAAGCCUGGCCUACUGCUGGCAGCUACUUUUUGGCAGGAGACAGGGCUAAAAGCGUUUUUAAUUUGAAUUUCAAAUUUAAAGCGUCCUUCCAUAGAGUAGGAAACUAAACGAAAGCUGAAAGUUGGAAUUUUGAGCUUCACAUUCUGCGAAGAAGCCAUGGGAGAGUCAGCUUGUCUCAUGCAUGCAUUCUCCUAUGCUUCUGGCAUAUCCAAUGAGGCCAAGCAGGGAAACCCCAUGCAUGCUCUUGGGGACUCGAUCUCCUUCGGGAGGUUCAUGACAGAGUCAUUAUCUUGGGACAAAUGGUCAGCCUUCUCGCAGAACCGUUACGUCGAAGAGGCUCAGAGGUACGCUCAGCCAGGAUCAGUGGCCCAAAAGAAGGCCUUGUUUGAAGCUCAUUACAAGAAAAUUGCAGCCAAGAAGGCAGCAGAAGCCUUGCUUCAGCAGGAAAAUGAUUCUCGAAGUACAGAUCUUCACUCCAUUGUAAAUGUUCAGGGCUGCAAUGCUGCUGCAGAAAUGGAGAUUGGGGAGGAGAAGAAAGCGGAGAUAGUAGCAGAAGAUGCAGCUGCUUUGGAGAAUCCAAUGGAGAGUGAAUCUGUAAAGGAGAUUGUGAGUGUAGUGAAGCAGAAUACGGCUCCUGAGAAGAGCAUGGAGCUUAUUGGCAAUUCAGUCUCAUCUUCACAAUUGGAGAUACCUUUGUUGAAGCAGGGUUUCAAGUCCAGUCAAGAGGCUUCUUCGCCUUUGACCAAGAAGAAACCGGCAUUUGCACCUUCAAAACCAUGUAUUCAGCUUAAAGAACCCAAAGUUCAAGCUUCACCUGCUAAACCUGCAACUUCCCAUAACCACAAGAAAGGAAGCAGUGUUACUCCAAUUACCAGGAAUAAUUCCCCGAAAGGCUGUGUGGAUAAGAAGAGAUCGACUUUGAAUUCACUGCGUUCGCUAAUUUAUGCUACUCCUGCCAAAGAGCCGGACAAACCCACAACCCCAGCUGCUCGAAGAGCUGGAAGCUCAAGAGUUGCUCCCAGCUCUUAUAAGGCAUCUAAAGUUCACGAAACUCCUCUAAUGACUCCACUAACGGGUAAUAACAAUGGCGCAUUCAAGAAUGCUUCUGCAACCCCUCGAUCAGAAAAUAGAAGCUGCUCCAAGUCCUUGAGUGCCUGCAGAAACAAAUUACAGUCACCAACUUUAUCUGUUCCUUUCAACUUGAGGACAGAGGAAAGAGCAGCCAGAAGAAAGCAGAAGCUUGAAGAAAAAUUCAAUGCCGACGUGGCACAAAGGGUCCAGCUGCAGACAAGACUAAAGGACAAAGCAGAAAACGAACUCCGAAAACUGCGUCAAACUCUCUGUUUCAAAGCCCGGCCACUCCCUGAUUUUUACAAGGAAAGGGAAACACCCAAGAGUCAGACAAAGAAUGCCAAGAUUCCCUUAACUCAUCCUGAAUCACCCAAGCUAGGAAGAAAGCCACGUUCCAGCAGCAGCUCAUUGCAAGGUAAAGGCUCUCUACGUCCAGGAACACAUUCCACCAAGAGCAUUGGCCAUAAGAAUGCCCAGAAAAAGAACAGUCAGAUCCCAAACCCUGGAAUGAUGAUUACCCAUGAAAACACUUCUCCAAACAUUCAGCGUUAUUCAUCAGCAACUGAAUGAUUCAUCAUCAACCGUUGCUUUCACAAGCACAGGAUAGAUUGCCAUAGAGAUGGCUUGUCUCAGUAUCAUUUAGGAAUCCAAAUAUUGUAAAUUUCUUUUAUCUGUUGCCCGGACACCUCUGUUAAGGGUUUGUUUUUAUUUUUA